Molecule: messenger RNA, 609 nt
Organism: Microthlaspi erraticum
Lineage: Eukaryota; Viridiplantae; Streptophyta; Magnoliopsida; Brassicales; Brassicaceae
Source: the annotation of a GenBank genome assembly
AUGGGGGAGCCAGGUGCCCCAGAUUGGACUGCCGCCGAUACCUUACAUGUGUUCAUGCGAUUGCGAUGCGAGCCUGAGGAUAUACCUGAAGAUGUGUUAAAUCCUUUCGGCAAAGGGCCUUAUCUCUCGCUUGAAGAGGAGUUACGCCUCAUAAAUAAACAAGUCGAGGAUAGCGAGGGUUUCGACAUCAAUUUCAAGGAGUUCCGAGACAUUUAUAAUUACCAACCAGUUGAUUUCGAUGAUACCGAAUACGUCAUGCCACCAGAGACCCAUGGAGACUUAAUGUACAGGCUCUCUCGUGAUUCCCUUGAGAUAUACAAUGAAAGGAAGGGUACACGUUUCGAGCUUGUCAAGGUUAUCAAAGCCAAUUAUCACGAAACUGGUAUUCCUGCCACAAUGUAUUUCAUUACCUUUCAAGGUAAAGAUCCUUCCGAUGACGAUGAGCCAAAAGACUUCCGAGCAAAAGUCUGCCAUUUCUCUUAUUCCCCAAACAAGUACCACUCCUGCGAGCUCAAACCUGAGAAAAAUGUUCACUUCAUUGAAACUGAGGAGCAAGAAUAUGCCAAGAAACGCAGGUUGGCAGAGGAGCUGUCUAAUGCUGGAAAGUGA